This is a messenger RNA of Moneuplotes crassus, 750 nucleotides long. The record is from the annotation of a GenBank genome assembly. Lineage: Eukaryota; Ciliophora; Spirotrichea; Euplotida; Euplotidae.
UAAAAAUGCUAUUUAAAGAGGUCGAAAAGUGCAAGAUUUUGGUCCUUGGUGACCCAAAAGUUGGCAAAACCGCACUCAUUAGACGCCUGAGCGAGUACACUUUUGAUGAAGAAGAGACUCAUAAAGUUGGCAUUGAUGUUGUCAAAAAGCACGUGACCUUCGGUAAAAAUAAUUAAAGACAACAUCAAGAAAAGAUUCACCAUAGAAAUCUGGGACACCACCAAUCAGGCUGAAUUCCAGUCGCUUAGCAGUGGAUUCUACAGGAAUGCCGAUGGAGUAAUCAUCUGCUUUGAUCUUACUAAUUAUGAGUCUUUUAGCAAUAUCGAUUAUUGGAGGAAUAAUUAUGAAAAGUUCACACCUCCUCAAAAAGUCAAGGAGACUCCGAUAGCACUGUUUGCUACCAAAUGAGACUUAACAGACGAUAUCAGCGUUACUAGCAAAAUGAUAGAGGACUUCGAAAUGGACAAGUACAAAACUUCUGCCAAAACAGGUGAAAAUGUCGAAGAAGCCUUCAAAGACUUUAUUAAGAAAAUAUGGAUGCUGAAAAGAGCACAGAAGAAGGAAAGAGAUAAGAAUAGAGAUAAGAAUAAAGAGAAGGAGAAGAGUGAGGAAAAUGACCCGGGCUCUAGACAAGUCAUUACCCUCCAACCUCAGAAGCAUCAGAAGUUUGAAGAUAAGGGAAGUAUGGCGGAUUGAUCUAAGUGAUUCACUUGUGGGUAAAUUUACUGAAGAGGUGGCCCGAAAAAGCCA